Messenger RNA from Pistacia vera, 1143 nucleotides. RefSeq lists its product as uncharacterized. The transcript is spliced from 3 exons. Gene Ontology annotation, molecular function: RNA methyltransferase activity; RNA binding. Gene Ontology annotation, biological process: RNA processing. NCBI's taxonomy places the organism in Eukaryota, Viridiplantae, Streptophyta, Magnoliopsida, Sapindales, Anacardiaceae. Bases 181 to 837 code for a protein of 218 amino acids. The record is from RefSeq and is a predicted model, not a curated record.
UUAUAAUAUUAAAUUAAUCAAAUCCUGGACUAAGGAAAAUCACUAAAAAAGCGCUGUCGUUUUUCGUGUGACUAACCGUCACUCGCCCUCCCGCUCUGUUGAAGAGCGAAACCCUAGAAAAACCCUAACGCCUUAAAUCUUCUACUCUUCGUGCUCACAACAAAACGUAAAGUAAGAACAAUGAUAGAAAGCUACGUGGUGGUGCAUAACAUAGCGAAAAGGCACAACGUGGGGACGUUGGCUCGAAGCGCCACCGCCUUUGGCGUAUCAGAAAUGAUUCUGAUUGGGCGCAGAGAUUUUAACGCCUUCGGCAGCCACGGCUCCACCUCUCACGUUAACUUUAGACACUUUCACUCCCUCACCGACGCUCGCCAAUUCCUAAAGUCCAAGGAUUGCGACAUUUGUGGAGUCGAAAUCACUCACGAUGCUGUCGCUGUCAAUCAACACCCUUUUAAAAAAAGCACCGCCUUUCUUCUUGGCAAUGAGGGCACAGGCCUUUCUGCUAAAGAAUGUGAGAUAUGUGAUUUUUUUGUCUACAUUCCCCAAUAUGGCACUGGCACUGCCUCGUUGAAUGUUACCGUUGCUGCUUCUAUUGUUUUGCAUCAUUUUGGAGUUUGGGCAGGCUUUUCAGAGAGAACUCGUGAUGGGAACAAAUUUGUUGUAGCUGAAAGACCUGUGAAACAGAUGAAACGAAAUUACUGCACAGAAACCACAGAUACUAUAAUCGAGGAGCGAAAAUCUAGACGGGAAAAUGCUUCCAACGGGUUCUUUGAUGAGAGUGGAACUGAGGCUUCGUCUUCUAAUCUUCUGGAUGCAGUUUUUGGUCAUGACGAGUGACCGGCCCUGCUACAAAAUUUUGGUCAUCAACAUUGGACGCAUUACAACGCAAUGGUCUUUAUUUUCUCAACUAUCCUAAAGAGAGGGGCUAGCAGCUUUGAAUAAUAUCAGUGAGACAGUGGCUAUUAAAAGUCCUAGUUACGGAAGUUGCUGCAAGUUUAGCCCAAUGAGUGUCUCCUCAAACUGCCAUGAGCGGCGCAUUGAUUUUGCUUGGAUUAGCAUUUCAUGGAAGGUGUAAUUGCAAUGAUCAUAUUGUUGUAUUCUUGUGUAUCUGAUAAUUAUAUGAAAGUUGAUUGAUGAUUUAAA